Molecule: messenger RNA, 1839 nt
Organism: Chara braunii
Lineage: Eukaryota; Viridiplantae; Streptophyta; Charophyceae; Charales; Characeae
Source: the annotation of a GenBank genome assembly
CGCGCCUGUGGCCACGCCUCCAGGCCUCGAACGAAUGGCUGAUGAAAUUCCCGGGCAGUUUUCUGGAUCUGCUACAUCCCAGGACAUCCAGAACAAUAGCCUGCCACCUGGCAGCUCUACGGCAUUCAGCCGCCGAGAGCAAGGAGAGAAUAGGAUAAAGUCGGAUGAAACUGCUGAGAGAGAGGGAUGCACUAGCGAAAAGCAGGAGCUGGUUUCACUUGGUGGGCGUGGAACCGGCGUAGGUGGACUAAGCAGCGUGCAAAGUUCUGUUGGUGUUUCUUCUGCAUCCGGUGUACAUACUCAUGUUGAGACGCAUAGAGGGAAACAGGCGGGGAGCAGGGAGGAGGGGGUUGUACAGGAUGGGUUUGUGACAAGGUCGGGUGGAACAACAUACGCACAAGUUUCCGGGGGGGGAUACUUUUCAGAACUUUCGGCAGACGGUAUUGGCGGAAGUCGUGGCGAUGGAGCAGCGACCGGGGAGGAGGAGGUCUCCGUACUAGGGACGCGGUCUCUACCCCAUGGCACGAGCAAGGAGGGAACGCCAGUUCUAUGUGUAUCGCUGCAAGCAGAAGCCGGUGCGAGUACACACAAACUGACUAUGGAAGGUGUAGGUGAUGCAGGCGUUGCUGGUGAAGCAACUAUGCUCUCGAGGUCAUGGCAUCUGGGCAUGCGGUGGCCUUCAUUGGGUGCACCUAUCGUCAGAAGCGAUGGCGGGGAGAAGAAGAGGGAGGCGGGACAGCAGGGGUGGUAUGGGCUUUAUGAGAGCCUGGGAACGAGCUCCUCCUCCUUCUUGUCCAGUCUCACCCCUUCGCUGCUGGCGGGGGUGUCGACCGGGGCUGCUGGCACCUCAGCAUCUGCCCUGGGCAGGCAACGGGUUUUAUUUGUCGAUAGCCGCUGUCAAGUGUUGGAAGACGAAACGGAGAGCUUGCUGUUGGAGUCAGAGCUUGAUGAGCUGCAGAUGAUCCUCUCGGCACCAGUUCCACGGGAGUUUGGUUUGGCGCAAGCCUGUCAUCGAUGCGGUCGAGUGAAGGGAGAAGGUGGGUGGUUUGGAGGCGAAGGCCAUGAGACGGUGCCAAGGUCGUUAAGACCGUCCGCAACACAGUGUUCCCCAGAAGAGGCUGCAUCGACCAACGACAUGGCAGAUGGAAAUAGGAAGAACUCCGAUGUCGUCUGCGUUUGUGAUCAGGCUGAGAAACGCGUUUGGUCGGCCAAGGAGGCUCUCACGAAAAGUGGAGAAGGUAUGAGCGCAGGGAACAGAGAUGUCACGGCUCACGAAUGCAGCGGUGAUGGAAAAAGCGAGAGUGGGAGGUCAUGUGGUGGCAGCUGCAGUUCGCCGACGGAUGGGAGCUCAUUGAAAACAUCCAUACUGAGUAACCCUCAGAUACCCACAGUCGUCACAGCCACUGUGGUUGGCGCCCUUGUUGGCGGGGCAGUCGGAGGUCCAGUUGGGGCCUUAGUAGGUGCAGGGGUGAAGGUCACAGUGGCAGUCGCAGCAGCAGCAGGGGCAGGUGUGGGGACCACCAUCUACAACCGAUACUUGUCGUCAGGCGUAGUGUAGAAGUAGCACCCUUCCGCGCCAGUAGAUUUUGGAUUGCGUUACUCGGAAAAAUUUUGGAAAGUCACGGUGGCUCUCAUGCGUCUAGCAUCCAACAUCUACAACAACCUGGGCUUUAACCAAAAAACAGAGUCGCCGAAAGUUAUUGGGAGACUCAGUAGGCCCGAGACAGGGUGCAGGUCGUCGAAAGUGAUGAACGGGCUCGGCAUGGUUUGCUGCUUGGUGCAAUCGGAGGUGCGCUAAAUUUUUAGCGCUGGAAGCAGAGUCGCCGCGUAUCAGCCGAG